CAUGAUGGUCCUGGUUCUCUCUGGGCUCUGGAGGGUUAACAUGCAGGCUGUAUGGGCAGUGUGUAAGCCCCGCCCCCUCCUUCUCUGAUUGGCUGUGUGCUCUGAUAGGAAAGCAGUUCAACUUUGCCCUUGUCCCAGUUCAUUCACAGCUGAGCUGACAGAGUCCAGAAAACCUGCAGCCUCUCAUCAGGACAACAUGGCCAGCUGUUCAGGAUGUGGACCCGGAUACCGCAGCCCGCUGGACGCCAUGAAAGGUAGUCGGGAGGAGAUUGUCUACCUGCCGUGUAUCCACUGCAACACCGACAGUCUGAAGCCAGAUUACCUCGCCACCGUCGACGUUGACCCAAAGUCUCCCACCUUCUGUCAGGUGAUCCACCGGCUGCCGAUGCUGAACCUGCGAGACGAGCUGCACCACUCGGGCUGGAACGCCUGCAGCAGCUGCUUCGGGGACGCCUCCAGGAAGAGGAACCGUCUGAUUCUCCCGGCACUGCUCUCCUCCCGAGUCUACGUGGUGGACGUGGGCACGGACCCCCGCGCACCACAGAUACACAAGAUCGUGGAGCCGAUGGAUUUGUUCUGGAAGUGCGGCCUGGCGAACCCUCACACCACACACUGUCUGGGCAACGGGCAGAUCAUGAUUAGCUGUAUCGGAGACCCGACCGGCAACGGCAAAGGGGGGUUCGUUCUGCUGGACGGUGAGACAUUUGAGGUGGUCGGAAACUGGGAGCACUCGGGGGAAGCAGUGAACUUUGGAUACGACUUCUGGUACCAACCCCGACACAACGUGAUGAUCAGCACCGAGUGGGGCGCACCCAAAGCUCUGGCUGGAGGGUUUAACCCCGCGCACGUUAAAGAAGGUCUGUACGGCAGCUGCAUCCAUGUUUGGGACUGGACCACGCACCGGAAGCUGCAGACGCUGGAUCUGGGCGAGGACGGAGCCAUUCCCCUCGAGGUCCGAUUCCUCCACGACCCCGAUGCCACCGAGGGAUACGUGGGAUGUGCUCUGUCGGGAACCGUCUACCGGUUCUACAAAACACCGAAAGGUGACUGGGCUGCAGAGAGAGUGAUCAGUGUUCCCAAUAAGAAGGUGGAGGGAUGGGCACUGCCGGAGAUGCCUGGUCUGAUCACAGACAUCCUGAUCUCAUUGGACGACCGUUUUCUCUACUUCAGUAAUUGGCUCCACGGUGACAUCAGACAGUAUGACAUCACCGACAGGAGGAGCCCACGAUUGGUCGGACAGGUGUUUCUGGGAGGAAGUCUCGUCAGCGACGGUCCAGUCCGAGUCCUGGAAGACCCAGAGAAGCAGUCGCAGCCCCCCCCACGCAUCAUCAAGGGGAGGAAGGUCUCUGGAGGUCCCCAGAUGUUGCAGCUGAGUUUAGACGGACGGAGACUUUACGUGACAACGUCUCUGUUCAGCGGCUGGGACAAACAGUUCUACCCGGACAUGGCCAAAGAUGGGUCAGUGAUGAUGCAGAUAGAUGUGUCUGUCUCCGGCGGUCUUUCUCUGAAUGAAAACUUCCUGGUUGAUUUCGGUAAAGAACCGGACGGUCCGGCUCUGGCCCACGAGGUCCGAUAUCCCGGAGGAGACUGCACAUCCGACAUCUGGCUGUAGGAACACCUGUAGGAACACCUGGCUGUAGGAACACCUGUAGGAACACCUGGCUGUAGGAACACCUGGCUGUAGGAACACCUGUAGGAACACCUGGCUGUAGGAACACCUGGCACCAGACUCCAUGUAAAUAAUCAGGACUUUUAAACUAGAAACUAAGAAACUAAA
Molecule: messenger RNA, 1777 nt
Organism: Perca flavescens (yellow perch)
Lineage: Eukaryota; Metazoa; Chordata; Actinopteri; Perciformes; Percidae
Gene: selenbp1
Product: selenium binding protein 1
Exons: 12
Coding region: 197-1612 (471 amino acids)
Molecular function (GO): selenium binding; protein binding
Source: RefSeq, a predicted model, not a curated record